CAUAUAUCUCAUCUCGUUAUUUCAAGAAAAAAGUUACGAACGAACUAACGGAGUCACUUUUAUUUCCCAUACGUUUUCUCGGACGAGAGAAAAUAUUUUUAAUUGUGUAUUCUUCUGUAUGGUAAGUAGUCGACAGUAUAGGCAUUGCGUUUUUUUCGCAAAUCGCUCGAGAUUCGAUUUACUUCAGUCGCGUUUCAAAAUUUCGCUGAAUUGCGCCUGUAUCUCUUCUGGAUGUAAAGAGAAAUUUAUGAAAUUUAUCGUAGGCGAUCAUGGCUAACAUUAAAACCGAAAAAAGAAGCGAGACUAUUGUAUGUACUCUGUAAAUGUCAUUCAAUGUUGCACAUAGUAUUCCAAUUAAACUAGAUUCUGUCAAUUUUAUCAAUCAGAUGUAGGGUUAAAAAAAUUAAUUGUUUAUUGUGAAGAUUUUAUUCAAUAGCACGAAAAACACUCGAGGGAUCUUAGAAUUUUAUCAUUAAGAUCUUUUUCCGUUUGUUCGGUUAUCAUUUUACUCAAACACCUAUUAUGUCUAGCAACUUCAGCCAUGGAGUGCAGGCAGCGUUUCACCGUGUAUGGAGCGGGUCGUUGGUCCUCCGGUUCCAGGCGGAGUCAGAGAAUUAUGCAAAACCUCGAGGUCGCAUCCUUGGCGUCCUACUUUGAGAUACGAAAUCGUAGAAGCUAAUCCCUUGCCUGCGCAGCCCAUAACAAAUCUGCUGGUAGACGCCAGUCGCAUGUCACGCGGACUGGCGACGGAGCCGUUGAAGUUCCCGAAUUUGGUAACCGGUUUUGAUCGCAAUCCUUCGCACGCGGCGCGUGCCGCGCUUUACACGCGAUAUACACCGUGUGAAUGGGUACGAAAUCAAAUCGAGCUCCACAAUGAGGCGAAUGCUAACAGGAACUAUUCCGAAAAAUUGCGCAAGAAGACUACAUGUUUAGUAGGAGAAAUCGAUGAAAAGAUACAAAAAGGACAAAGGAAGAGCGGGGAAAGAAUCAUGGACAUUACUUUCUGGCGGAAUGAUAUAGUUUCGGAAUUAGAAAGAUUAAUUGUAGAAAACGAUAAACUACAGGAAUGUCGACGUAAUUCGCAAAUUGUAAUCCAAAAUCUCGAAGCACAGCUACACAUCGCGCAAGAAUGUCUUUAUCAUCGGGAAUCAAGAAAAGGUAUUGAUUUGGUUCAUGAUGAGGUCGAAAAAGCUCUGCUGAAGGAAGUGGAGAUUGUGAGAAAUUGUGAGACGAAAUUAAAACAGUUCGUGGAUAAUUGUGCCAAUCAGUUAACAAACGGCAGAAGCAUACAACAUCAGCUGCAAAUUCAUGUGCAGAAGAAAGAAACUUUGGGAAUUGACAACGUUUAUCAACAGAUGAACAAUUGUAGUGGUCUGCAACGUUAUGAUGAUGUAGAGAGAUAUGAGCCUAGAACUGAAGCUUGGGCGGAAGCAUCAAACAGUAUAGUGAAGAAAUCGCAGGUGGAGCGAGCAAAGUCGCACAAAUUGCGAAGCGACAUUGACAGCGCUAUAAAUGUGAUAGGCUGCGAGAUAUUUGAGGCCUGGACUGAAACCAAUAAAGCGCUGGACAGACGAGCUGCUGAAAUGUUGGAAGCGAAAGAAAAGUUACAAACGCACCUGCACAAGAUUUUAGAAGAGAUCUAUAACGCUGAGAAGAGUAUAGUAUUAAUGCAAAAAACCAUCGCCGAUAAAAUUCCAAAAUUGAAAGUUACGCACACGCGACUGGAGAUUCGGACGCACCGACCAGAAAUUGAACUAUGCAAGGAUGAAGCUCAACUCAGGAUGCUCAAAGAAGUAGAGGAUAUUAAUAAAAUAAUGUAUAAUAUGAACAUGAAACUGCAACAGACUGAGGCACAGCAUCAGCAACUCUUGCGAACGAAAUCUAAUUUAGAAAGCAAUUUGAAGUCCAAGACAGAUGCACUAUUCAUCGAUAAAGAAAAGUGUAUGGGACUCAGAAGGAGCUGCCCGAUUUUCUCGACUAUAAAACGCUGAAGUGGUUAUUAUGUAGGUGCAUAUAAAGCCUUUAAAAAUUUUAUACCAGCCUACCAGCUGGCAAGAAAGAGAGGUCAUUCGACUCCAGUUGCCUAUAGAUCACAUCACGGCGUGAAACAGAAAAAUAUUUUUUUAUUUGAAAAAUAAAAAUAUAUAUUGCUUAAAUUGUAAUCUGAUACAACACAUAAGACUUAUAAAAUAAACAUACAACUUUUUAUGCAUAUUUUAAUGGAAA
Messenger RNA from Solenopsis invicta (red fire ant), 2226 nucleotides. RefSeq names its product tektin-3-like. Lineage: Eukaryota; Metazoa; Arthropoda; Insecta; Hymenoptera; Formicidae. The transcript has 8 exons. Gene Ontology annotation, biological process: cilium movement involved in cell motility; cilium assembly. Gene Ontology annotation, cellular component: nucleus; microtubule cytoskeleton. The record is from RefSeq and is a predicted model, not a curated record. The coding region runs from base 570 to 1991 and encodes 473 amino acids.